CUUAGUGCUGCCUGCAUCAGCUCCUACAGCACAGUAAAGUUACUGCUUCUCCUUGACAGUAGAGCAACGGAGCAUUAUUCACCCAGGAAGGGGGUGGUGUCAUAAAGCCGGCACCCAGCUGCUCUUAGCCAUUGGGACAGAGGGAAUUAAUGUAAUUAGUGUCCCACUGUGCUAUUCUGGUGACUGCCUGUGAUUCGUCCUCUUUCAACCAGCCUGCAACAGGAGGCUUUCAGCUUGAAGGAGGAGACAGCCCAUCUGUCCAGCAAAAGAGUACAGAUCUUGACCUCCCCCAAGUUCCUAGCAGGUCUAUAACCAAUAUUUGUUAAAAGGAUCAUACGGUGCAUCAAGGUGUCACCACCUUACAGUUCUUAUGGCUUCUUCAGUAACUCGGGAUCAUAAUGCUUGUCAUGGAUGAAAAGACUAGAUGUUGAGAAGAGUCCGCCAGAGUGACAGACAGAACUCUUCUUUCACCUGGGAAGAUUUUCAAAGUCAAGUGAGUAAGAGCAAAGAAUCUACUGCUAUUAUUUGUGCUGCAUCUUUCCAGCAAGAAUUCUUAAAGAAACACAGUUUGGAAGUUGAUGGCCUUUCUACAAAUCCAAUCUUCCUUGCUUAGUAGCAAACAGCAAGGUGUGGCUCCAUGGCUAUUAUUUUAAAAAGUAAACUGAAACUAAGAAAAAGGUCUCUAGCUCACUAUUUAAUAUGCUUUCAUCAUCAGACAUCCAGCAAGGUAUGGUAAACUUCAAAGAGAUGGUCCUAAAGAGAACCUUUAGAAUUGCUUUGGCACCAUUGAUGAAAGCGAGAAAUGCCUAUGUUUUUACUUGGAGCAAAUGUGAAAGAAGAAAUGUGGAUUUUCAAAUAUGUUCCUUAGUCUAGGGUUUUGUUCUCUCCUCUGCAUUUAUAAAGCAAGACUAGUAUUUCCAAUUAGGUUCUAUCUACAAUGUGGAAAUAAAGCUUCUCCCAACACAAUCAAAUAUUUGCUCCUGGCUCUUUCAAAGAAAGGGCAGAGAGAAUCACAAACACACUGGAUGAACAUUAACCAGUUUUGAUAAUGGGAUUGACCUCUGAGAACGUCUCUACCCCUGACUGCUUAAAUUGCACCCAGACUGCAGAGCAAGUCAAUAUUUCCAAGGCCAUAUUAUUAGGAGUCAUCCUGGGAGGGCUGAUUGUUUUUGGGGUCCUGGGCAACAUUGUGGUUAUCCUUUCAGUAGCCUGUCACAAACAUCUGCAAAGCGUAACCCAUUACUACAUUAUCAACUUGGCUGUGGCCGAUCUCCUCUUGACUUCUAUUGUCCUCCCCUUUUCUGCUAUUUUUGAGAUCCUGGGCUACUGGGUUUUUGGGAGGAUCUUCUGCAAUGUCUGGGCAGCUAUUGAUGUUCUGUGCUGCACAGCUUCCAUCAUGAGCCUUUGUGUCAUCUCUAUAGACCGAUAUAUUGGAGUGAGCUACCCACUGAGAUAUCCAGCCAUAGUGACAGAAAAGAGGGGUCUCUUGGCUCUGCUCUGUGUGUGGGCAUUAUCGCUUGUGAUAUCCAUAGGCCCCCUCUUUGGCUGGAGACAACCAGCUCCAGAAGAUGAAAAAAUCUGUCAGAUCAACACUGACCCAAGUUAUGUAUUGUUUUCUGCCCUUGGGUCCUUCUAUCUACCCCUGAUCAUCAUAUUGGUGAUGUAUUGCCGGGUGUAUGUGGUAGCCAAAAGGGAAAGCAAAGGAUUGUCAUGUGGCCUGAAGACUGAGAAGUCCCAUUCAGAAGAAGUGACUCUUCGCAUCCACCGCAAGAACACCACUGAAGCUGCGGGAGCUACCACUAGCACCAAGCACAAAUCCAAUUUCUCUGUGAGGCUCCUAAAGUUCUCUCGGGAGAAGAAAGCAGCUAAAAGCUUGGGAAUAGUUGUGGGAUGUUUCAUCCUGUGUUGGCUUCCUUUCUUUUUAAUCAUGCCAAUUGGUUCUUUCUUUCCUGACAGCAAGCCCUCAGAUACCAUUUUUAAAAUUGCCUUUUGGCUUGGGUAUCUAAACAGCUGCAUCAACCCCAUCAUUUACCCUUGUUCAAGUCAAGAAUUUAAAAAAGCAUUCCAAAAUGUUCUAAGAGCCCAGUGUCUCCCAAGGAGGUAUUCAUCCAACAAGUAUUCCCUUAGCUUCACCCUCAAUCACCCAAGCAACCACUUUGCUGAAGCUCCAAAAGAUAUUGUCCGCAUACCUGUUGGCUCUGGAGAAAACUUCUAUAAGAUUUCCAAAUCGGAUGGCGUGUGUGAGUGGAAACUUUUUUCAGCCGUGCAAAGCGUGUCGACCAAGAGCAAGGAAGAGAAGUCCAGCUGUUCUACAGCCAAAGUUAAGAGCAAAGGUUUCCUGAGAGAGUGCUGCUGUGCAAACACAUCAGGGAUAAAACCAAAGGACCAGCAAGUACCCACCAUUAAAAUACAUACUGUCUCCAUCAGUGAAAAUGGAGAGGAUGUUUAAAGACAUUCUGAUGGGAGUGCUCCAGUUUUCCAGAGGGUUUUCAGAGUUUUCUGUGCUGGCAGUUGGAUCACAAAAGGUCUGGGUUUUUAACGGGUCAAAACAGAAGGGCAACUAAAGUUCAAAGCAGGUGAGCCUCUGUAGAGAUGGAAACCGUGGGAAGAUUUUCAUCCAGGGUGAUUGCCGUCCCACUGGAUUCUGUGGGAAGUAGAAGCGGGGUCCAUGUGGGUCUGGGCUUCUUCGAGUUAUUCAGAUUCGAUUUCUUACUCUUUUAAAGGUUUUGUUGUAUCCUGUUAUUUUAAUUCAAAUUAUCUAGCCCUUCCUUCCAUCAUGAUCAGUGGAGUAAAAACACUCUUGUAAUAUAUCCUACAGUAGAGAACCAUUAAUACAUGUUCCAGCUUUCAUUGCAAGUACUUUUUUUAGCUGUCAACUUUGUAUUGCAGAAUAACUCUGCACUGUGAAGAUAAUCUCUACAAGGCUGCAGUGUAAGCUAAUAGAGAAAUUUGGGAGCAGGGAGGGAUAUGGCAGGAAGGGUUUUAACUUGACUCUUGUCUUUUUAUAAAUGGAAUGUUGUGGUCCUGUGAAAUUGUGAGUGCCACAAAGACUCAGCUAAUACAAUAGGAAGCUUAUGUCUAAGCCACAACUCCAGUCUUUCAGGGUGGGGUGAGCAAACCCUUGAGAUCUAGGGGCACACAGUGUUUUGUGGGUGGAUGAGAGGCACCAUGGGUGGAUGAUGAUGCAAAGAAGGCAGAGCCAGAAUAUUCUGAUUUUUCUUGUUUUGUAUCCAGAGAAGUUGGAAGAUUUUUAUUUUAUAAAUUAAGUCUUUUAUGGAUUAUACUCUGUGCAUGUGAUGGUUUCCAUCCCAAAAUGUCAAGAAAGCAUGCCACCAAUUUUUGGCAAGUAUGAUCAGAUUCCAAGGGCUGCAAAAAAAAAAAAAGGUGGGAGGAGGCCUCUGGGGCAGUAAGAAACCCCAGGGCUUCUGUUUACUCAUUCACUGUUCUAGAGAAUAUCACAAAUCAUUUUGAAUCUCAAGCUCUUUUUACAGAAGAAAAAGCAGAAAUACUAUCUCCAUAGCGAAAUGGCAUCCCUUGUGUAACCAUGGUGUAGUGAUGUGAAUGCCACAGCCCUAUAGAUUAAGACAAUGGAACUGCAUGUGGAAAUGUCAUACAGGCAGCAAAUCUCACAACCAGCUCAGCUGUUGUUGUUACUAAAGUCAAACACACAUCAUCAAGAGAUGCAGCUUCCACACUUCCCGGUGCCAUAUAGUCAGUCUCAGACCCAGCCCUCUAUGCAUUUUUAAGAAACAGUUCCUUACAAUGAAAGAAGAACUAGAAAACAAAGACAUCUUUGUGUAGUUCUGAGAUCUGGACAGCUGUCUUGCAGGAAAAUCAGGUCUAAAGAGAAAGAUAAGGAUACCAUGCAACUGCCCACUGUUAGGAUACCACUGCUCUUGAUGGGCUACAUCCCUGCUGCCUCUCUACCCUCACAGAAUUCAAAUGAUUUAAUUCCCCCUACUUGAAAUAUAUAACUAUACAUUUGAAAUGUUUACCACUAGGGCACAGAAGGAGCAGAGCCUUGUGGAAAACUGAUGAAUCCCUACUAACAGGUUACCCUCACCAUUUUCAGAGCCUAUCAAGCAGAGCAGUUCCUCAAAUUUGUGUAACUCAGGCAACAAUGAAUCUCGCCUAUAAAUUGGCAACCAGGUGCUCAGAACACUUCUAUGGAAAAGUGGUCAUUUUCAGUGUCUAUAAAAUCAGCCUAAAUCGAGCCGAUAUUUAUUAGCAGUUAGAUUUUUUAAAAGAAGUAUACCAACUAAGAAUCUUGUGGCCUCUUAAAGACUAAUACUUUGAUUAUUGCAGAAGCUUUUGAGGCUAUCAGUUACUUUUUAAAAUCUGAAAUAUGUCUGUCUUUCCCCACCAGGUGCAGCUAUACUAUAGUUUUAUUGGGUUGAUGCCAAUUUAAUUUAUGUCUUCUCAUCAAGAAUGCUAAGAAUUAUAAUUCUAUGAGUGUUCAAAAUUGUCUCUCUCCAUCUUAGACUCUAUCUUUGGGAAAAGAAGACUGCUAUUAAAUUUGUUUAAAUUUGCAGCAUAGCUCGGCCACAGAGCUUUCUUUCAACUGUCUUUGGCUAAAUUAAAUUGCUUUCCUUGAGAUCACCAAACCAUAAAUCAAUCCCCUACAAAUUGGAUGAAAUCAUUCAUCUAUCAGUUACUCAUGCCAAUGAGAUGUUUUCCUCUUGAAUAUAUUUUAAAAAAUGAAAUGUAGUACUUUCUCGUUAAUCCUGAUCAUUUGAAUUUUGUUUAUAGUUCUAAACAAACAGGAAAUCAUGACAAUGCAAAGUUCUGAAAGUCUUCAGUUUGUGAAUUGAGCUCAGUACAAUAAAACCCAACUGUCUUCUUUUUGUUUCAGCACUGAGAAAUUAUCCUCAUUCAUAAAGAGUUGUAUAGAAUAUUCCUAAACACUGAGUUAAUGAAAAGAUCCUCAGUUUAUGUAGAAUUCUUGGCAGGUUCAUGCAUUUAUAUUUCACACUUUGUCUCCCUGGAAAAUCAAGUGAUGAGCAAGCAGAUAAUGGGACCAUUAGAAAUCUUAAAUAGAGUGGAUUGGAUCUAGGCAAAUUUAGUGACAGACUACAUACAGACACUACAUUAAGCCAUGGUGUGGGGUCUUGGCUUCAACUUAAUGUGUUGGGCAAAUACAACCAUGGUUUAGGGCAGUGUGUGGGCCUAGUCACAUAAAUUCAUAAAAAUAAGGUUAUUUCUAAAUAACCAUUAGAAAUUUUAACCGUUACUAAUUUGAGUGCCAUGGGUUUUGCCACAGAUGGGAAGAAGGCAAGACUAACAUGGCAAUUCUGACCAGCAGUCUAAAGGGAUAAUGUAUAGAUCAUUGUUCCAUUGUUGGAAGCCCUGAAUUUAUGCUUGGCUAAUAACGGAGCAGCAGGGUAGAAGUGAGGACAGACAGAUAUGUGGGUUUUUCUGUCGCCUUCCCAGUGGGAUUAAAGAAGCCACACAUCUAUUUUCUCCCCACUGCAAACAAUAGGAAAUAAUUAAUUUACACCUCUGGAGCUCAUCUCAACAUUUCCCAUGUUUGGAAUCCUGGAGGAAUGAAGAAAGCCUUGAGAUCCUUUGGAUCAUUUCAUUUCCUUUUGCCCCACAUUUCCCCUGCUUUAAAGCUUUCCAAGAUCCAAGUAUCCUGAUGUCAGAGAUUAGCUGGCUUCAAAAGCUAUUUUGAAAUCUAAUGUUCUAAGUUAGAGCCCUUUUCUGAUCUCAGAAGAGAAUAUUUCUGGAGUCUUAGAACUUUAGGACAGUAUCACAAGUGACAUAGGAUUGGGGAUUGCAAUCUAAUUUAAUCUGAAUCCAGCCAACUAUUUUUAAUGAAAUUGUUCACACAUAUAUUCAACUGCCAGGAUUAUUCAAGCAAAAAUAAAGCAUAUAUAAGUGA
This is a messenger RNA of Candoia aspera, 5881 nucleotides long. RefSeq names its product adrenoceptor alpha 1A (gene ADRA1A). The coding region runs from base 1049 to 2449 and encodes 466 amino acids. The record is from RefSeq and is a predicted model, not a curated record. NCBI's taxonomy places the organism in Eukaryota, Metazoa, Chordata, Lepidosauria, Squamata, Candoiidae. The transcript has 4 exons. Gene Ontology annotation, biological process: phospholipase C-activating G protein-coupled receptor signaling pathway; cell-cell signaling; positive regulation of MAPK cascade. Gene Ontology annotation, cellular component: plasma membrane. Gene Ontology annotation, molecular function: alpha1-adrenergic receptor activity.